AUGAAAUCGUAUUUUCGAAAUGGUGAAAAAGCCCAAGAUAAGGAUGUUUUCAUUGCCGUUAUGGGUACAACCGGCUCUGGGAAGAGCAGUUUCAUCUCUUUGUUGGCCGAGCCCGGCACUCAAGCCAUCUAUUCGUACUUAUAUAAGUAUGAUAACAAUACCAAUGUCUAUUUGAUCGACACUCCAGGCUUCGACGACACCAAUCGCGACGACAGCGAUGUUCUCCGCGAGAUUGCCUUUUGGCUCUCAGAUUCAUUAAUGAAGAAGAUCAAGCUUAGUGGGAUGUUUUACUUUCACCCGAUUUCUGAUCCAAGAAUGCAAGGCAGUGCAAUGAAAAAUAUCUUGAUGUUUAAAAAGCUCUUGGAACGUCACUUAAACAACCAGGAAUCUGCAAAGCAGCUUGUUUCAAACCUCCUGAAAGAUAAGAAGGUUAUCUUAACCAGACAAACGCUGGCAAAACCCUUGACAGCGACCUUGCUAGCUAAAGGAAAAAUUCAAGAAAUUGAACGAGGAGCGGGAGAAAUUGAGGAUCAAUCUGGAGGUUCUCAGAAGAGAGGCACAGCUCAAGGAAGAGAACGCGCUCAUAGCACAAAGAAAGAUAGAGGAGGAGGAGCAGCGAGUACAGCUACAGGAGCAGUCUGA
This is a messenger RNA of Penicillium taxi, 642 nucleotides long. RefSeq lists its product as uncharacterized. The transcript is spliced from 5 exons. NCBI's taxonomy places the organism in Eukaryota, Fungi, Ascomycota, Eurotiomycetes, Eurotiales, Aspergillaceae. The coding region runs from base 1 to 642 and encodes 213 amino acids. The record is from RefSeq and is a predicted model, not a curated record.